AUGGCCAGCACUCUCAAGAAGCUCUUCCCUUAUAAGCCACCAGAGCUUGCGAUAGAUCAUCUUAUCAUUGGUGGUGGUGUCGUUGGACUCGCGGUGGCCCAGAAACUUGCCGAGAGAUUUCCAACGCGAUCGACCUAUCUCAUCGAAAGACACGAGAGAGCUGGCGAGGAGACAAGUUCGCGCAAUUCUGAAGUCAUCCACGCCGGUAUCUACUACCCACAGAGCUCGCUCAAGACACAGCUGUGUGUGCGAGGACGCAAGCUGCUCUACGACCGCUGCAGAAGCCACAAAAUCGAUCACAAGAAAACGGGGAAGCUAGUGAUUGGCACGUCACAAUCCCAGUCUCAAUACCUGCGUAAUCUGCACGCACACACCCAGUCAGAGAAGGUCAAUGUACCUACACAGCUUAUCAGCGGCGAGGAAGCGCUCAAAUACGAGCCAGACUUGUCCAGGACAAUCACUUCAGCUUUGUACAGUCCAGAGACUGGUAUAAUAGACUCACAUGGCCUGAUGGACUCAUUCGAGAAGGACAUCGGCGAGACGGAGUCCUGUGAACUUGUCUACGGAACUAACGUGGUGAGAAUUGACCCACAUAACAUUGACAGCGCAAGUCGCAAGGGAGAAGGAGACGAUCGUGGGUAUGUGGUGCAGAUGCUGACAGAAGGCUCGGAUAGGACAGAUGCGUUGUUAGCGAGGAGCGUCAUUAACUGCGCCGGACUGAAUGCCCACACAAUGCUAAAUAUGGUCCUACCUCAAGCUGAACAGCGCACAUUGUGGUAUGCGAAAGGCAGCUGGUUCCAGUACAAGGGUCCUGGGGUGAGUAAUGUGUCGCAUCUGCUUUAUCCAUGUCCAGAGCCCUCGUUAGCUGGUCUAGGUACGCAUCUCACUCUGGGUCUUGAUGGUACUAGUGUGAAAUUUGGCCCGGAUGUCGAGCACCUGCCGGAAUCAACGGAAAUAGACUACUGGAAGGAGCACUUGAAGCCAUCUGAAAAGAAUAUGGGUAAAGUGAUAGAUGCUGUACAGAAGUAUCUUCCAGGCGUCGAUCCAAAUGGGUUUUCACCCGAUCAAGCUGGGUUGAGGGUGAAGCGGUACCCGCCAAGCAGCAACCAAUUUUCAGAUUUUGAGAUAAUACACGAUGCAGAGAAUACACCAGGAAUGAUUAGCUGCUUUGGUAUUGAGAGCCCUGGGCUGACUGGAUGCAUGGCCAUAGCAGAGGAGGUGGAGCGGCGGAUAAGCGAGGAAGUGUGGGGCGCUGGAAAAGGGAAGAGAGUAUCAGAAGCGGGGAAUCCAUCAUCAAUGUCAGGACAAUCGUUAUACAGACACCUGCGCAACUGGUACAGAGUUGGAUUGAGGGAUGCAUGGACGCAGCUCAACGAAUCGGUCGAUGUAAAGGCAGGCAGACUGGCUGGUACGGAUAAAUUCGGUAACAAAUACUUUGAGAACCUUGAAAAGGAAAUGCCAGAAGCGGCUUGGCGCCAACGCUGGGUUCGCUAUGCCCAAUCUUCACCACUGGAGAACGCCUCACAAGUUCCAUCUGAAUGGCACGCGUGGCUUCACCACACCAGACUCAACGCCCCUCAUGAGGAUGAAGUUGUGAAGAAGAUCACAGCCCAAACGGAGCACUGGAGACCUGCUGAGAACCAUAUCGAAAAUCUCACUGGUACUAGAGGUGCUUUCACCACGUAUAACACAACAGCACCAAAGAUGUACCCUUGGCAACCAAAGGAGGAUCUUGAGAAUAUUGACGCGGCCAAUGCCAUUACAACUGACAAUGCACAACCGCAAUUGAAUGAACUGCUCCAAGACGCAGAGACAUGGCAAUUUAGCGACUACGACGACGAAGACGACAACAUCUCUACAAUUCCUCGCGUUCCUACGCGUAGAUCAAAGCCUGGUUUCGAGAGGCUCAGAGUUUUGGACGUGACCGAGGCGCGUUCUGAUAACAAUCGGUUGCAGAAGCUGCUCAAAUGCAGGCGUGCAAAGUCUAGCGAUCUUGUCUUGGUCAUUCUUUGCGACGAUUGGGUUGAGUCUCACGUUGCGAUUGACGACAAAGUUCAUGUUAUCGGCGACUUUGACAUCAAUGUCUCUAGUAAUAAAGAACCACUUUCUGUCGAUAGGACUGUAUAUGUCACAGCGAAGGAAAAUUUGUUUAUUCUUCAUCCCGAUAUUCUCAUAUCUGUCACUAAAGUCGCCGAUACAGCUUUCUGCUCUCGCAAAGCUCUGAUAUCUGAGCGUAUUCGAACGGUCGGUGAACAAAAAAGCAAGGCACUAGUGUACGGGAAUAUCAUCCACGAGGUAGUUCAACGCUGCUUAAGUGAUGGUGGCAACUUCGCAGAAAAGAACGUCAGGAAUAACCUGUAUUCAGUUUUGAAGAUUUACCUCGCGGAUCUAUGGGAGAGUGACUUAGAUUAUAACGCGUCGUUUGAAGAAUGCAACGAGAAACUCCAGAAACUGUAUAACUUUGGACAGACUUACUUCGGUGAUAUUCCCAAAGAUGAAGCAGAAAUUUACGAUGCUCGCGCUGGUCGUAAAGAUACACCAACUCUCGCAAUCAGCUCUUUGUGCGCCAUGGAGGAGGAUAUCUGGUCUCCAAAGUAUGGCCUGAAGGGUAAAGUAGAUGCAACAAUACGAGGAUCACUCAAUCUAAAAUCGCAAGGAAUGGUUAACGAUAUUGUGAUGCCGCUCGAGAUCAAGACAGGCAAAUCAACUAUAGGUAUUGAGCACAGAGCGCAAACUAUGCUUUAUAGCAUGAUGAUAGCAGAACGUUACGAGUCAGUCAUUCCCUCUGGUUUGCUGUGGUACACCACCGAUAAUUCCAUCAAGAGGAUAACACCAAUGCGAGUUGAGUUGAGAGGUUUGAUGAUCAAGCGCAACAUUUUAGCCCACCAUAUGUCCAUAAAAGAGCCGAGCAAGUUUCUCAAGAAAUUCAAGGGUGAAAAUGUUUCUGGUUUGCCUGAUAUCGAGGAUAGCAUUCUUCCGCCUACUAUUGACAAUAAACACGCCUGUCCUCGUUGCUUUGUCGCAGAUGCGUGCAUGCUUUACAAAAAGGCUUUAGAAGGACCUCCGAACCCAACCGAAUGUGAUAUACAUGAGCUAGUGGAGAAAAAGGCAGGUUCUCUCACCGUACAACAAACAGAAUUCUUCAGAGCAUGGGAGGAGCUCAUUAGCAUUGAGGAAGCCGACAGCAUCAAGUUUAGGAAGCAUCUGUGGACGUUAAAUAGUGACGAGCGUGAGAGGAAAGGCAUGUGCUUCGGUGGUAUGAAGAUUACUGACACAUCAACAAACUCCUUGCAAGCACAAGAUGCUCCCGUAACGUCUUACAGAACAGCCUAUAUCUACGAAUUCUCCAAAGUGCAAUUCGCGAAGCUCCCUCAUUCCCAAAUUGUUGUCAAUGAUGCGGUCGUUAUCUCAAUCGAGCCUGACAUUGUCGCCAUUGGAAAAGGUUUUGUUCUCUCGCUCACCGGUGAGAGUAUCACCGUGGGAUUGAACACGCCACUAAACAGCUCAGUAUUCGAACGUCGCUCAGACCUCAAUACACCUUCGACUGGCUGCUACAGACUUGAUAAGGAUGAACUUGGGACUGGUAUAGCUGCUGUACGUGAUUCACUGGCAAGUAUGUUCUACCCAACCACCAAUCCACGUCGGCGAGAACUGAUAGUCGAUCUCAAGAAACCUACGUACAGCGAUGAGCAUAUCCCCAGUGACCAGCACAGUAAGGCUUAUGACGGAUUGAAUGAUGAUCAGAGAAGUGCAGUCCAACGCGUUAUCAACACUAAUGAAUACGCUCUUAUACUGGGAAUGCCCGGUACAGGGAAGACGACGACUGUGGCUACAACAAUCAAAGAAUUAGUCAAGCGUGGUAAAAGCGUCUUGCUAGCAAGUUACACUCAUUCUGCGGUCGACACCAUUCUCAGAAAGUUAGACACUUCUGGAAUUGAGGUGUUGCGUCUGGGCCAGAGAAGCAAAAUACACGAGGACGUGUUGAAAUUUGUUCGAACUGUUGAUGAACGCACGCAAUCGAUAGAAGAGCUUGAUAGAUUAUUCUUGAAUCCUCAAGUGGUCGCUACUACUUGUUUAGGUAUCAACCAUCCUCUUUUUACUAAGCGUCAUUUUGACUACUGCAUUGUCGAUGAGGCAUCACAAAUUACGCUACCAGUUUGCUUAGGUCCCAUUCGAUUCUCAGAUAAGUUUAUCUUGGUUGGCGAUCACUACCAAUUACCUCCACUCGUUAGAAGUGAAUUCGCCAAGAAGAACGGAUUGGACAUUAGCUUGUUCAGGAGGCUAUGUGAACAUCAUCCGGAAUCGGUUGUUCAUCUUGCUCACCAGUAUCGUAUGGCGGAGGAUAUCAUGUAUCUAUCGAAUGAGCUGGUGUACGAUAAGAAGCUUGUCUGUGGCAAUGGCUCAGUUGCAAUGCAGAAGCUGAAUCUGACGAGCGCUUUCAAGAUGAAAGAGGAUAGUCAUUGGUUUACGCGUAUUAUUAACCCAGAAAAUCGCGUUGUGUUCGUCAAUACAGAUGAAAUUCCAGCUAGAGAAACUGUCGAUGGUGAUUUAGUCCAAAAUAUUGGCGAAGCUGCAAUUGUGACUAAAAUUGCUGAAGGAUUAUUGAGGCUUGGUGUAUCGGAAAACCAGAUUGGCAUUAUAAGCUUCUAUCGCAAGCAGAUAUACCACCUACAAAGCAGACUACAGAAACACAAGACUGUUGAAUUACUGACUGCUGAUAGAUCUCAAGGAAGAGAUAAGGAUUGCAUUAUAGUCUCACUUUGUCGAUCAAACACGAAGAAUCAGAUAGGUGAUUUGCUGAACGACUGGAGGAGAAUUAACGUAUCGCUCACCCGUGCUCGUUGCAAGUUGAUCGUCGUUGGUUCAGCUUCCACUAUCGCACUAUCGAAAAAGCUGGACGAGUUCGUCAAGCUAGUAAAGAAGAAAGGAUGGAUGGUGAAUGUACCAUCUGAUGCAGGGGUUUGUGAUACUCCCUCGUCUUCGCCAAAGAAGCCGGCUUUAUCAGUUUCGAACAGUUCGCAUCACAGUUCGCAAUCAAACGUAAUGCAAUCACGCUCUGACACGCCUGACAAACCCCUGAAGAGAAGGCAGACCAUCAAUCAGUCGCCUUACAAAGAAAAUAAGAAAAUCAAGAAAGAAGAAGACAGCGGAGCUACGCUGUCGAUCAACCAGGAUUUACUCCGUGAAGCGAUUUGA
Molecule: messenger RNA, 5196 nt
Organism: Wallemia ichthyophaga EXF-994
Lineage: Eukaryota; Fungi; Basidiomycota; Wallemiomycetes; Wallemiales; Wallemiaceae
Product: DNA2-like helicase
Exons: 13
Coding region: 1-5196 (1731 amino acids)
Biological process (GO): mitochondrial respiratory chain complex I assembly
Cellular component (GO): mitochondrion; membrane
Molecular function (GO): (S)-2-hydroxy-acid oxidase activity; single-stranded DNA helicase activity; (S)-2-hydroxyglutarate dehydrogenase activity
Source: RefSeq, a predicted model, not a curated record